This is a messenger RNA of Boleophthalmus pectinirostris (great blue-spotted mudskipper), 3787 nucleotides long. RefSeq names its product tubulin, gamma complex associated protein 5 (gene tubgcp5). Bases 248 to 3283 code for a protein of 1011 amino acids. The transcript is spliced from 23 exons. NCBI's taxonomy places the organism in Eukaryota, Metazoa, Chordata, Actinopteri, Gobiiformes, Gobiidae. Gene Ontology annotation, biological process: meiotic cell cycle; mitotic cell cycle; cytoplasmic microtubule organization. Gene Ontology annotation, molecular function: microtubule minus-end binding; gamma-tubulin binding. The record is from RefSeq and is a predicted model, not a curated record. Gene Ontology annotation, cellular component: equatorial microtubule organizing center; gamma-tubulin complex; spindle pole.
AUCUCCUCCACAAAACCAUCUCUGUACAAACACGCAUGCGCACUGUUGUUGUCUUGUACAUGUAGCGCGGCAAUGCAAAAACAUGAAGAUAUCGAGAUGUAGUGGUUUUUAAGUGAUAAUUUUUUUCUUCCAGAUUCUGAUAUCCCCGUACACUCUUACGCUAAAUGAUGACUGACAACAACGUAAUCAAAUGUAGCUAAACGUAAAGUCCUCAGUAGUAGCGGUAGCCUCCAUCAACAGCAUCACUAUGGCACACUGGAGCACGUUUGAGAAAGAGACAGAGAAGGAAACCAAAAAGCUGAUUUCGCACAUGACUGGGAUAGAAAAUGAGGAAGACCAGAAUUUUCAACUUGCACUUAAAUUUGCAUGGUCCAAUUUCAAGUUCCAUCGCUUUCUGGACGUGGAUAGCCACAAAGUGCAGCGUAGCAUUAAUGGCAUCCAUGAAAAGCUCAUGGUUCACUCAGAUGUGAGUAAAGCGCAAAGUUGGAUGAAACUGACAGAGGAGUUCCUAAAUUCUCCAUUACCCAAUACAGAUGAAACCAAGACAGAUGUACAUUUUAGUAUUCUGUCUCUGCUGCUCUUCCUGUCUGGGUCGCCUUCAAACACCAACUUUACUGAGAGACCUAGGCUAAAAGAAGCAGAACAAAAGGACAACUUUGACUGGGGUAAAUACCUGAUGGAGGGUGAAGACAUAGACACUGGCCCUUAUCCGGACACCCCAGAAUGGUCUGAGGAGGAAAGUGAAGAGGAUGAGAGCCAACAGGUAAUCAGCAGAGAGGAUUCUGGGAUACAACUGGACAGAACGCCUCAAGAAGAUCAAGACAAUGCAAACGAUAAGCCAGUACCAGUUACAUGGACAGUGGGAGAACCUGAUGCUCGGAUAUGGCUGGAGCAGCACAUUGUGACGCCGUAUUGGGUGCCAAACGGUUCCCGCUUUCCACACAGCCUGCACCUACACUCCAACCUACUAAAUUUUUGGGACCAGCACUUGUACAACACUGACCCUUUGUAUAUCCCAGAAGAAAAGGCCUUUGUCACUGAAACUCAAGUAAUUCGGGAGACAUUAUGGCUGUUAUCUGGAGUCAAGAAGCAGUUCAUUUUUCAAACCCACGAUGGAAAAGUAACUGUUCGCAAUAAUGUAGUGGUAACUCACCUGACCAGUAAUUGCUUGCGGUCUAUACUGGAACACAUUGCUGUCUAUGGUCAAGCAGUGUCCAGACUGCAGAAGUUUAUAGAUGAGGUGACAGGAUACAGCACUGAUCCAGGACCCCCAGGAACUACCUCCAAAAAGGGAUCCGAGCCUCCAUUCAGAACGUACCAGGCCUUUGUGUGGGCUCUCAAUAAAUACUUUACCAUCUUCAAGGAGGAGCUCACUACCAUAGAGAAAGAAAUUGUAUGUAAUGAUGAAACAAUCACCCUCUCUGGUGUUUUGGAGCGCAUCAGCCCUCACUUGGUCCAGAUAAAAGUAUUGCAUAAAGUAUUCUGUACAGGUGUGGCAGAGGUGCCCCCUCACACCCCUAAUGUGGUCAGGGCGUCCCAUCUGCUCAACACAUUGUACAAAGCCAUUCUUGAGUAUGACAGCGUUGGGGAAGCAUCAGAACAAGCGGUAGCUCUGCUCUUCUCGCUAUGGACAGAGACUGUUCGACCAUAUUUGGAGAUAGUAGAUGAAUGGAUAGUGCAUGGACACCUGUUUGACCCAGCCAAAGAAUUCAUAAUUCAGAGGCACAAGGACGUACCAGUGAACCACAGGGAUUUCUGGUAUGCUACCUACACUUUAUACAGCGUCUCUGAGACCGUGGAGAGCGAGGAGAAGCAGAACGACUCAGCCAGUGGCAGCUCUGGAGGUGAACAGGGCCCUGGCAACAGGCACCUCACCAUGGUGUCCUUCCUCAAACCAGUUCUGAAGCAGAUCAUUAUGGCUGGGAAAUCCAUGCAGCUGCUAAAGAACCUGGACGGCAAGGACUGGGAGCAGUCAGAGAGGUCAUCCAGAGAUGCAGAGAGGAAAAGCUUAUACACUCUAUUUUUGGAGUCAGUGCAGUCUCGCCUCUGCAGCCAGGAGCAAACCCCCACGGACACAGUGAACGAGCAGCAGGCCACCAACAGAAGCCUGGUCAAAAUGCAGUCCAUUGUAGCUCAACAUCUGGAGAUAGACGAUGUUCAUGAUCCACUACUCGCCAUCAACUUUGCCAGGCUGUACCUGGAGCAGAGUGACUUUCAUGAGCGAUUCUCUGGAGGGGAUUUUAAUGUAGACCGUUCAUCUCAGUCUGUCACUUGUCAGACGUUUGAGCUGACGCUGCGCUCCUGUCUGUAUCCACACAUCCAGAGGAGGUAUAUUGAGUGCUGUGGGAAUCUCAUGAAGACCUUGAAGAAAGACUACAGACUGCUGGAGUACCUCCAGGCCAUGAGAAACUACUUCCUUCUGGAGGCAGGAGACACAAUGUAUGAUUUCUAUACUGCAAUAUUUGACAAAGUGCAGGAAAAGGAGAGCUGGCAGCAGCCCUCUUUCCUCAAUGUGCAACUGCAAGAAGCAGUAGGACAGCGCUACCCUGAGGACAGCAGCAGGCUGUCAGUAUUUUUGGAGCCUAUUGAUCCUGCCAGGAAGAAGCACCCUGUGAACAAUCUAGAAGUUCUUACAUUAAGCUACAAAGUGCCAUGGCCUGUUGACAUUGUGAUCAGCUCAGAGUGUCAGAAGAUCUAUAAUCAAGUAUUUCUGCUACUGCUGCAAAUCAAAUGGGCCAAGUACAGUUUAGACACACUCCGAUUUAGUGAUUUCACUGAAGUUGUUAAAAAGGUGGAGGGAGCCGUAUCUGAGGAGAUAAAGCCCAAAGAACCCGUAAAUCAGCAGAUCCAUCGAAUGUGUCUGCUCCGAGUCAAACUCAUGCACUUUGUCAACAGCCUCCACAACUACAUUAUGACCAGGAUUCUACACAGCACUGGGUUAGAGUUUCAACAUCAAGUUCAAGAAGCAAAAGACUUGGACCAGCUCAUUAAAAUCCAUUAUAAAUAUUUAGCAACAAUUCAUGACCGAUGUCUCCUCAGAGAGAAGGUCAGUUUUGUCAAAGAAGCUAUAAUGAAGGUCCUUAAUCUUGUUCUCAUCUUUUCUGACCGAUGGCAAGCUGGGUUUGGGGCCUGGAAGAUUGAGUCCAUAGACAAGAUGGAGUCUGACUUCAAAAACUGUCACAUGUUCUUGGUGACAAUCCUGAACAAAGCUGUGUGCCGUGGAUCUUUCCCUCAUUUGGAGUCCUUGGCCCUGUCUCUGAUGGCUGGAUUUGAGCAAUGCUGAUCACUGAGUGGAGUACAGUGUCCUGUUUCUCCUUGUGCAGCUGUGAUUGUCCAUGAUGUAACAUGAAGUCAUUGUUUGCAUAUGAAAAGCUCAUCUGGCAUUAAGUCACGGCCUUGUACAGCCGCACAGCUACAUAUGUGUCUGAACAGAUUGCAGGCUUCUAAGACACAGUGGCUACUGACGAGGUUGGUGGUUCAGUCAUUUUUCAAUGUGGCAUACUGCUGUUGAGCAAGACAGUUCAUUGUACUUGCCAUUUGCUUAGAAUUUCAGGUCUGACUAUGAGAGUAGCAGGCCACAUGUCAAACUAAGGUGUAAACAUGUAAAAUGUUAAAUAGAUGUAUAUAUUUUCCAUAAAGUCAUCCCAGCGCAUCAUCUGAUAACUUGGAUUUGGUUUUAGAUUGGAUGCAUUCCUGUAGUGCAUGUGGAGUACAAGUGGCUUAUGGCAUGAUUGUUUAUAAAUGUAAAUAUGAAGCAUAAUAAAUGUUGCACAAUGGUUUAUGUACA